AUGAUUGGGUUAGUUGGUUUGGCGGAAUAUCAGCAAAAGGGAGUAGAAUGGAUGCUUGGGCGAUUGAGGCGGCGGGAGGGCGUUCUUUUGGGUGAUGAGAUGGGGUUGGGGAAGACUUUGCAAGUAUUAGUGGUUUUGUCGCGACUUUGGUCGGAGGGAUGGAAAUCAGUGCUUGUUUUGGGACCGACGACUGUACUGGGGAAUUGGGAAAGUGAUGUGCGUAAGUUUCAAAUUGAGUUGCCUUUGGUAGUGCUUGCGGCGGAUCAUGAAGAUUUAGUGGGUCAGUUACGUGGGGCGGAUGGGAAGUACGUGGUGGUGAUGGGGUAUGAACUGGCUGUGCGUUUGGGGAAGACUUUAUUACGGUCUUACUUUGAUGUAGUGGUGAUGGAUGAGGCGCAGCGAGUUAAGAACCGAGAGACAAAGAUAGCUCAACUUUGCCGGCGGUUAGAUGCCCGGGCUAAGAUAGCUAUGACGGGAACGCCAAUUCAGAAUAACUUGAAUGAGUUAUGGAGUUUAGUGGAUAUAGUCCGGCCGGGAUAUUUAGGGGAUAGUCAGCGGUUUAAGUUGGAAGUAGCCGAUCCAUUGAAGAAGAGUAAGCUAAAACGAGCUACAGCCGAGGAGAAGAGUCGGGGUGCAGCAAUUAGUGAGCAUUUGCAAGACCGACUAACAGAGAUCAUUCUACGGCGGACGAAAGAGGAACAACAAGUGGUUCAAGUAAAACUAGAAGAGAUAGUAGUGAACUGUCCUUUAUCUAAGUUGCAACAGCGUCGGUAUGCAGCUGCCCUAGCUGAUGACCAAGUACGUUCAACUAUUCUUGGGCGUACUAAUCCGCUUAAGACUAUUGCGGCCUUGCGCCAAAUAUGCAGUCAUCCUCGACUGGGCCGUUUAGGCCUAAAUCAUUCUCACUCUUCCCCCGCCCGAUCUAAAUCUAAAUCUAACACACUACCAACCCAAACCAAUCCCAACCCAAUAUCAACCCAAUCUAAAUCUAAACUCCAUCGCUUGCUGCCUGCUAAAACGGCCUUAGAAAGUGGCAAGAUGCAAGUCUUACACCAACUUCUCUUCCAAUGGCGCAAGAAGAACAAGAAAGUCUUAGUAUUCAGUCAGUACCGCGAAGUACUUGAUUUAUUAGAAGGUCUUAUUACUGGCCAUUGCACGCGCAUAGAUGGCACUACUCCCCGGGCUAAACGAGCGGCCCUUAUUGAAGCUUUUGGACACCAGGCCGAAACUGAAGUCUUACUGCUGACUACGAAAGUAGGAGGAGUUGGAAUUAAUAUUCAGAAGGCCGAUACAAUAGUUCUUUUUGAUAUGGACUGGAAUCCUUUUAAUGAUGAACAAGCUAAAGGAAGAGCCCAUCGAAUUGGCCAGACUCAGGACGUGAUUGUCUUUAAGUUUAUUUGUAAAGGGACUAUUGAAGAGUCCAUCUAUACCAGUCAAGAGAUAAAAUUGGCUAUUUCCAAAGGUGUCCUUGAAGGAACUCCCAGUAAGAAGGCCUUCGAUAAAAUCGACCUCUGCCGGUUGUUUCACUACUCCUACGACCCAUUAGACCUCACUGAUAUCUCUGAAUAUUAA
Molecule: messenger RNA, 1572 nt
Organism: Nematocida homosporus
Lineage: Eukaryota; Fungi; Microsporidia
Product: DNA excision repair protein ERCC-6
Exons: 1
Coding region: 1-1572 (523 amino acids)
Molecular function (GO): ATP-dependent chromatin remodeler activity; ATP binding
Source: RefSeq, a predicted model, not a curated record